AAAGGCAGUAUUUUUCAGUCGAAGGCUGACAGACCGCAACUCGCCAGAGGGUGGCGGUAACGCAACAGAGGAAAACGACACAGCUGUCCCAUUCGACACACCCGAAGAAAAGGGGAGAGGAAGCAGUCAGUCUAGUGUUCCGUGGCAACCGUAAAGACAUGGCAAACUAACUGCGACUCCACAAAAAUGUCGAUUGUCUUUGUGCCCAAGAAACUGCGAGGAAAGGCGAAAAUCAACCAAGAAACUAUACAGAGGUUGCUGGAUGAAAACGACCAGUUAGUAAGAUGCAUCACCGAGUACAUGCAGAAAGGUCGGGCAGUGGAGUGUGUACAAUACCAACAGAUCUUGCACCGCAACAUCGUCUAUCUGGCAACCAUAGCUGAUGCCAGCCCCGACAGCAUGCCCCCCUCCUCCCAUGUAAAGACAACCCACACGUCUACGUCCCGUGAAGCUUCAGCCUCCACUGUGAAUGGCCAUGGACAGACGUGAUGGCAGCUUUUGUCAGUGGAGCUGGAGUGAGGUGUCCAGCUUGUGACAGCUGUAUUGUAGAGAAUGACUUUAUAUUACAAGAAAAUCUUUUAUAUUUUCAGUACGAAAUGUUGUUUUCAGUACUAUGACCCAUAAUAAGAUCACUGGUGUUUCAGUUCAGUCUAUUAUGUGAACAAAUCUUUGAGUUCAAAAUACUUUUUGUAUCCUCUGAAAUGUACAUUAAAACGUUUUUUUUUUUU
Messenger RNA from Xiphias gladius (swordfish), 728 nucleotides. RefSeq names its product ss18, like 2 (gene ss18l2). The record is from RefSeq and is a predicted model, not a curated record. Gene Ontology annotation, cellular component: nucleus. Bases 187 to 489 code for a protein of 100 amino acids. Gene Ontology annotation, molecular function: transcription coactivator activity. The transcript is spliced from 4 exons. Gene Ontology annotation, biological process: positive regulation of transcription by RNA polymerase II. NCBI's taxonomy places the organism in Eukaryota, Metazoa, Chordata, Actinopteri, Istiophoriformes, Xiphiidae.